Caenorhabditis sp. 36 PRJEB53466 is the source of this 416-nucleotide messenger RNA. The record is from the annotation of a GenBank genome assembly. Lineage: Eukaryota; Metazoa; Nematoda; Chromadorea; Rhabditida; Rhabditidae.
AUGCCCAACGCAACAAACAGUUCGGUCACGACCGUGGCGCCGGCGCACGCUCCCGCCGUAGACCAUCCCGACUACCAAUCGGGCACCGUCGUCGGCGAGUCGAUUCCGAUGGCGAUGGUGGCCGGAAUGAUCGUCGGCGCCCUCUUCGGAAUCGUGAUGCUCAUCGCGCACGUCUGCAUCGUCAAGUGCCUCGUGAAGGCGCGCGCCCGCCACAUCCCGAAAGUGCGCAAAGUGAAGGUGAAGAAGGGAAAGAAGGGCGGAAAGAAGGGCAAGAAAAGCGGCAGCACCUCGAAGAAAUGUGAGUUUUCGGGGCGGGGGACUUCCACGCCGUGGCCUAACUUUUUCUUCUUCCAGCUGACGACACCUCGACCGGCACGUCGACCUCCACUGGCGGCGGCACUUCGAUCGCUCUCUGA